CAUUGACAAAUGCGCUGCUGUUUGCCACAGCCAAAGAGCUGGAUGGUUGGAUGAAGUCAAACAGCUACCACGUUACGGAUUUAUUUUCUSCCACACGCAGACCCGGAAGCAGAAAUACAGACUUGGGCUUUGUUUUGUUUUGUUAGUAUCUGGACUGGAGUUGGAGGGGAAGCGACAACGUGUGCAUGGUCGGGGAGUUAUACCUUGGGAAUGGAAGAUGAACACAUUUCUCUCAAUGUUUACAAGUGUAAAAUGCCUAGUUUUGUCAGCAGUUAUGACGAAGAGACAGUCUGCAAUCCAUCAGAAGUGUUUGAUAAAGUUGAGACAUCAGGCACAGAUUUUAUUCAAGAUGCCAGGGAAACAAAGAUCCGAACACAAGACGGGGUAUCGGAGACGCACCAACACAAACCUGAGAGAACGGGUUGUAAAGAAAAUGUUGAAGGAUACAGUUUCAGAAAACCGACUGCAGUGGAUAUUUUGAGGAAUUUCGGGACGACGAGAUCCCCUCCGAAUUUCAAUAACAAUUCAGCAGAUGACCAAAAAMAUCCAGAGGAUGCCGUGGUAGAAAUUGUUUUAAAUGAACGAAUUGAUUGUGUGGACCUUGAAAAGUCAAGUGGUAGUGAAACGAAGGGUGGAAAAGAGCAAAUCGCAGAUCACACAGAGGGAUUAACGUCAUCCGAUUUGGAUGAAGUUGAUGUAACACAUUCUGACGAAAUUUGUGAAAGUAGCAGGGCUGACGACGAUGUCGUACAGUUGAAGGAACAUGUUUACUGUACUGUAUACUGUAUUGCAAACGAUAACUACAGGAAACCGGCUGACAAUACCGGAGAACACCAAUAUAAUGGGGCGAUAACUCCGUCAACAUCAAACGUCGCCACAGAGCCAUCCACGGAUUUGCAGCAGCAGAGCGAUUUGGAACUAGGCCACCCCUCUGCCCCCGAGCCAUACACCCUAUCGAACCUGAUUGAUCCUAGAACUCUGAACAACUUUUACAACGGGGAUUACAAUGUAUCAAUUGUCUUGACCUGUCGCAUCUGUCUGGACGACAAGCACAUAAAGCCGCUACAUUGUUGCAAGAAGGCUGUCUGUGAGGAAUGCCUGAAGAGAUACAUCAGUUCACAGGUCAGGGUGGGCAGGGCGGACAUCAUGUGCCCCAUCACGGAGUGCAGUGGUUACCUGGAGGAGAGCCUGGUGGUGUCCCACCUGGGCAGCGAGGAAGUGGCUAAAUACAAGUACUUCCUGGAGUUGAGCCGGGUCGACUCCAGCACCAAACACUGUCCCCAGUGCAGCCAGUUCACCUCGCUGAAAGGACGCACCCCCAGCAAGGCAGACCACAAAUACAAGAUCCAGUGCACCAAGUGUCAGUUUGUGUGGUGUUUCAAGUGCCAAGCCCCAUGGCACGAUGGUCUGAAGUGCCGGGACUACAGGAAGGGGGACAAGCUGCUGCGUCACUGGGCCAGCGUCAUCGAGCACGGCCAGAGGAACGCCCAGAAGUGCCCCCGCUGCAAAAUCCACAUCCAGAGGACGGAGGGCUGCGAUCACAUGAACUGCACCCAGUGCAACACCAACUUCUGCUACCGCUGUGGGGAGAAGUACCGUCACCUGCGAUUCUUCGGGGAUCACACGUCCAACCUCAGCGUGUUCGGCUGCAAGUACCGCUACCUUCCUGAGAAGCCCCACCUCCGCCGGCUGGUCCGGGGGUCCGUGUGUGUAAGUAAAGUGGUGGUGGCCCCUGUUGUCAUAGUCCUGGUGAUGGUGGUUGGAGCAUUAUCCCUGGUCGUAGGCCUCGUGGCCUUCCCUAUCUACUACAUCUGUAAGAAGAGACGGAAGCGCACCCAGGGGACAGGCCGCUGGCUCUGAGCUGAGGACCAUGACAAUGUGGUCAGGACCCUGCUCCAGAGACGUGGCCCAGCGAGGGGACACAGGGUUGGGGGAGGGGUCCUUCCAACACGCCCCACCAGUUUCCAGCCCCAGCCUGAGAAGAACCAUGCUUUAGAGUGGGCUCCUCUCUCUACUUCAUGUCCACCACAAAACUGUCUGUGGCUCCUCCUCCAGCCUGUGGAUCUGAAGGCUCACAGAGCACACAGAGCAGUCUACUACUGUUCCCUCCCACUAGUGACCAGGAUUGCUGAGGAGAGGCUGACUGACAGGCAGGUACAGCCUCUGGUAUCAAGAAGCCACUCAAUGUCUUUUAGAAUGGUUUGAGGUUAUUUAUUGAAUGGUUUUUAGUACUGUUGUUUGGUUUUGUUUUUUUGUCUGGUCUCAUAUAGCAUGGAUAGUGAAACAGAAACACAUUGGAUAGAAUGGGAAAGAGUCACUCAAGAUGUGUGGGUGAGUUUAUCACCAUUCUUUUGUUUACGCGUACAGUAGAAUGCCUUUUGCGGACCCUGAGAACCUGCAAAUUUCAGGGAUUGUAUUGUGGUGCAUACAUAGAUAGUUACAUCACAACAAGCAAUUGAUUUCUCAUUGUUAAUGACCAAUCCCUAACUGUUUCCUGUAAGUGAGAUUCUGGCUCCAUUUCAUGUGCACACACACAUUCAGCCGCUUCCGCCCCUGCCAACCCCAGAGUGCUGUGCCCACACACACACACACUGGUAUUUGCAUCGUCAACAAAAUCCAUUUAAGUCUUUUUCAUUGUAGAAAACAAUGGGGACAGCACUGUUGAAAUUACUGCUGUUUGAUGCCUAGUAAUCAUUUAUCAAUAAUCUCAUCCAUACUUGCAAAGUAGGGUUUUACCCUAUCUCUGUUUUACUAAGUGUUCUAUUGUCCUAAAUGAUGCCGACAAAUGUGGUCCAAUUUAACGAAUGGGAGAAGUCUGAGUGUUCACAGACAAUAACCGAAAAGUGCUUCAUGUGCUGCAAUAUAUUUAUUUGUUUUGAAAAUGUACAUUGGAUACAUUUUCUGCCUCCUUCAAUGGUCAAUAUCAGAUGUUUUCUGUGAGAAUAGAUCUAAAAACAUAUUUAAAACACAUCUGUGGAGGACGGACCAAUGGACAGACAGACCGUAAGAACCAUAAAUGAUCGAGAAGUCAUGGUUUUGUUAUUUCCCUUGAGGAGCCUAUUUAAGGAACUCACUUUCAAACUCACUAGAUUGCUUGCAACAACCACUUUCCCAAAGUCUUCCAUUAUUUAAAUCUAGUUGAAGUGUCAUACAUGCUAGUUGUAUAUGAAUGUGUCCAUGAAGUUCAUACUAGUCAUGUCAGGGGUUUUUGUUCACAUCAAAUGUGUGGAUUGUAAUCCCGGUGUCUUGACAUCAUUAAUAAUUAACUAUAGUCCAUUCUCCAUUUUAAUAUAAAACACUGAUUACAAUAGGGAAUGUUAAUUAAACUUGGUGUAUCCUAACACCAAGUCAAUUUGUGCACAACAUCAGCACAGAAAAAACAGUCGUGUUUGUAACACAGAUGACAAUCAAGUAUCUCUUAGACUUUUUAAAAAGUGGCCUUUGAUGUAAGUACCCUUUUGAAAGCCACACAAUAGACCUGGAGCUGUGCCAGGGAUUUUCUGAAUCUUAAAAGGAUGUAACUUGGCAACAUUGGGCCUGUCCAACAUCUUCCCCCCUAUCCCCCCAAAUCCCCAACCUUCUCACUGUGGGCGCUGUAUUUAUCAGACAUUCAGCUCUGCAUGGAUUAUUAUUGUGUUAUUAAUAACACAGACUAUUAUGAUGAUGAUGAUGAUGAUGAUGAUGGAGAUCGAUGAAUGCUCGGUCACUACUUACCGUGUGGACUUCAGUUACCACAAUGUCAAAGGUCAUGGACAGAAUUUGAAAUCUAUUAGGCUUUUGUAAUUAUUCUCAGGGAGCAUUCUGUUGCCAUUCUCCACGGCUGUCUUUCCCUGCAUGCUCCUGUAGCUGCCACUGUGCUGUGUGAUCAAAACCUGUCACACAAAUUGUUUGUUUUUACAUGGUUUUAAAGAUAUAUCUUACCUGACGCCAGAUAUGAUUUUGACAAUUUCUCUCACCAAGUUAUUACCUGGAUAAUACAGUUGAAGUCGGAAGUUUACAUACACUUAGACUGGAGUCAUUAAAACUCAUUUUUCAACCAC
Messenger RNA from Salvelinus sp. IW2-2015, 4040 nucleotides. It is a transcript of the gene rnf217, whose product is annotated as ring finger protein 217. Gene Ontology annotation, biological process: ubiquitin-dependent protein catabolic process; positive regulation of proteasomal ubiquitin-dependent protein catabolic process; protein polyubiquitination. Lineage: Eukaryota; Metazoa; Chordata; Actinopteri; Salmoniformes; Salmonidae. Gene Ontology annotation, cellular component: ubiquitin ligase complex; cytoplasm. Gene Ontology annotation, molecular function: zinc ion binding; ubiquitin protein ligase activity; ubiquitin conjugating enzyme binding. The record is from RefSeq and is a predicted model, not a curated record.